This is a messenger RNA of Thermothielavioides terrestris NRRL 8126, 3510 nucleotides long. RefSeq lists its product as uncharacterized. The transcript has 6 exons. NCBI's taxonomy places the organism in Eukaryota, Fungi, Ascomycota, Sordariomycetes, Sordariales, Chaetomiaceae. The record is from RefSeq and is a predicted model, not a curated record. The coding region runs from base 117 to 3359 and encodes 1080 amino acids. Gene Ontology annotation, cellular component: AP-3 adaptor complex; membrane coat; endosome membrane. Gene Ontology annotation, biological process: Golgi to vacuole transport; protein targeting to vacuole.
GCACGCGUCCUCCUCCUCCGCCGAACAUCGAGCAUCGGGCAUCGAGCAGCACCGAGUGCGCGGCGGAGAAGCCUUAGAUCCAAACAAAUAGACAGUAAUAGACGCUUUUUCUCACCAUGUUCGAGAAAUCGCUGUACGACCUCAUCCGCGGUCUGCGGAAUCACAAGGGCAACGAGAAGGAGUACAUUCAGAGCUGUCUGAAAGAAUGCCGCUCCGAGAUACGCAGCCAGGACAUGGACGUCAAGGCCACGGCCUUGCUCAAGCUCGUCUACCUCGAGAUGGUGGGUCAUGACAUGUCCUGGGCGUCGUUCCAUGUCCUCGAGGUCAUGUCGUCCCAAAAAUAUCACCAGAAGCGCGUCGGAUAUCUCGCCGCCGUCCAGAGCUUCCGCCCCGACACCGACGUGCUCAUGAUGGCGACAAAUCUCCUGAAAAAGGACUUAAGCGUCGCAACGCCCACUGUCAUCUCCCUGCCGAUCGCCGCGCUUCCCCACAUUGUCACGCCUUCCUUAGCAAUGUCUCUCCUGGGUGAUCUGCUGCCUCGUCUCAGCCAUUCCCAUGCAGCCAUCCGAAAGAAGACGGUAGUCACGCUCUACCGGAUGGCGUUGGUAUACCCCGAAACCCUUCGUGCGGCAUGGCCCAAGAUCAAGGAGCGUCUGAUGGACGGGGACGAGGACCCGAGCGUGACGGCGGCUAUUGUGAACGUUGUUUGCGAGCUAGGCUGGCGGAGACCACAUGACUUCCUUCCGCUAGCGCCGCGUCUCUUUGAGCUGCUCGUCGACGGCGGCAACAACUGGAUGGCAAUAAAGCUGAUCAAGCUCUUCGCUACCUUGACGCCCCUCGAGCCCCGACUAGUCCGGAAACUUCUUCCGCCGUUGACGAACCUUAUCCGAACCACCCCAGCCAUGUCCUUGCUAUACGAGUGUAUCAACGGCAUCAUCCAGGGUGGUAUUCUCGGUGAAGGAGAAGACUUCUCGGCAAGGGAAGAGGUGGCCUCGCUCUGUGUCAGCAAGCUGCGCGGAAUGGUGUCGGUCAACAGCGACCCAAAUCUCAAAUAUGUGGCGCUACUGGCCUUCAACCGGAUUGUUGUCACGCAUCCCUUCCUCGUCGCGCAGCAGGAGGACGUCAUUCUCGAGUGUAUCGACAGCGAGGACAUCACCAUUAGGAUAAAAGCCCUCGACCUGGUGCAGGGCAUGGUCAGCAGCGACAAUCUUGUGUCCAUCGUCAGCCGGUUGAUGAGGCAGCUCAAGGCGUCUUCGGCGGCGCUCAGUCAGCGGCAAAACGGUCUGGAGGGCCAGGACCACGAAACGGACUCGAGCGACGAGGGAAUCGCGGAUUCCCGCUGGCGCCGUAAGACACAGGAGAGCACACCGCCUCUCCCAGACGACUACACGGUGGAUGUGAUUGGCAGGAUUCUAAGGAUGUGCUCCCAAGACAACUACGCCAACAUGGUCGACUUCGACUGGUAUAUUGACGUCCUUACCCAGCUCGUCCGAGUAGCACCCACCCCGCGAGCAAGGGACCCGGAUCUUGAUGCGUCAAAAUCACGAACACCAGGCGACAUCUCUGAGAAAAUCGGCAACGAGAUCAGAAAUGUGGCUGUCAAGGUCAAGGCGAUCAGGGCUGCGGCGGUUCGAGCCGCUGAGCUUGUCAUAGCCAGAAUGAGUUCCGAAGUCUCGCUCUCACGAACAAUGGUCUCGGGGGCCCUGAAGCCAGUUGCGUGGGUAGUUGGCGAGUACGCUCUCCAGCUGCUAUCACCCGACGACACCCUUCGACACUUAUUGGAUCUCGCUCCCCGAAUCGCGGACCCCGAGGUUCUCGCAACCUGUCUGCAAGCUAUCUUGAAGCUGCUCGCGCAUGUUGCCGGGGACAACCGGGCAUUAUGGACCCCGGAGAGGAAGUCAACCGUGGCGCUGCAGAUGGCCCGCAUCAUUCAUGUGUUGGAGCCGUUUGCGCUGCAUCCAUAUCUGGAAGUGCAGGAGCGCGCUGUCGAGUUUAUCGAGCUGCUCAAGCUCACGGCGGAAGCAGCGGCGGGCCAGCCCCCCUCGACGGACGAAGUGCAGCAGGAUCCGCCGCUGCUUCUUACCCAGGCCAUUCCGUCGCUCUUUGCUGGGUGGGAGCUGAACUCGGUUGCACCGGGGACACAGCAGAAUGUGCCCCUUCCCGAUGAUCUUGACCUAGAUGAGCCGAUCCAUCCUAACCUCGACGGCCUGCUGGCACAGGCGGACUCGUUGAUGCUGCCGACCCAGGGUGAAGACGAAUUCGAAGUAUACUACAACCAAAAACCGCCGCCCACCAGCAUGUCCAGCGAGCCAGCAAUCAACCGGCUUUUGGACGCACCCGAGGAAGUCUCGAGCUCAUACCAACACGCCGAAGAGAGCUACCUCGACCCUGACAUCGUCGCCAGGAGGAAGGCAGAGCGCAUGGAGCGCUACCGCGACGACCCUUUCUACAUCCCCGACUCCGCCCGCUCCGGCGGCGCGUCCACACCCAUCCACAACAUCCUGCAGAAGGAGAACGGCCCGGACCUCGACAUUGAUUCCAUCCCCAUCAUGCAGCUCGACCUCGACAGACUUUCCCUUUCGGGCCGCGGCACCCCGGCAGCGGAGAAACAACAACAGCAGCAACCCGCCAAGCCGAAACCCCGCCAACGCAUCGUCGUCGCAGCAGACGAAACCCUGGGCUUCGGCGGCUCCGGCAGCGGCCUGUCCACCCCGCGGACUGCCGCCGCGUACGACUCGGAAACCAACAGCAUCAACAACAACAAUGGCCAGCCCCGCAAAUCCAAGACGGCCACCGCCGCCGCUGGCGCCUCGAAAAGGCCGAAGCAGCAGUCCCUCCUGCAGGUCGACUCGAGCCACCUGGGCGAUCUCAGCCUGGACGGCGGCGGCGGCGACGCGCUGGCGCACGAGCGGCAGCAGCGCGAGGAGGCCGAGAUGGCGCAGGCGCUGCGCGAGGUGCAGCGGCUGCGGCUGGAGAUGCAGCGGGCGAACGAGCGGAUCCAGGUGGCGCAGGGCGUGCCGGCGGAGGGGGUCGUGGUGGCGGCCAAGAAGAAGAAGAAGACCAGGAAGAUGGGGGCCGGAGCCGGGAAGAAGGAGGGCGCUGGCACUGGCGCUGGCUCUGGCGCUGUUGAGGGAGGGGAAGGACCAGACACGGAGGGAGUGGUCAAGGCGAAGAAGAAGAAAAAGAAGGCUCCUACUACCGGGGAUGGGGGUGGUGGUAGUGGGGAAGGAGAGGCGGCUGGUGUGGGUGGGGAGGGAGAGGCGGCGCCGGCUGCGAAGGCGAAGAAGAAGAAGGCCAGGAGGGUGGUGAAGUUGGAUGAUGACGGGGAUGCGGCUGCAGCUGCGGAGGGCCAGUCAUAGGCGGUCGUGCAGCGGCAGCGGUUGGCCGUGGGGCAUGCUUGUUACAUAGACGAGACGAAGCUGUGGAAACACACGGGGCAAGACAAAUCGUUGAUGCUUACGAGUCUGUGUGAAUGGACUUAUGAGAGACAUCGUGCUACCCCAACCCAGG